GUUUGGAAAAAAAACCCCGCACCAGUCUGCAGGAGCUGUCGGCCGCUGUCCGGCGUAUCUCGUUUACGUUGAGGACGUAAACGUUGUCCGCCGUGGUCCAAUUUGACAUUUCUGAGGAUCAAGAGAGAGAGAGACUGGCCAUGUUGACACUCCCCUCCAACUCGCUCGCCCACCUUGUUUUCCCCAUGGAUGGUGAUGCAAUUUCCCCCAACCCCUUUUGUAGUGCAUCCCCCCACAAUGAGCCUUCACCACCACCACCACCUCCUCCUCUCCUCCCCCUUCCUUCCAUCACUCCCAGAGCGAGCGAUGGAACGUCAGACCGCAGGAGGAGCGGCCGCAUACAAGCAAUCAAAACUCAAGACCCUCGGGUGGAAGAGAUUGUGGAGACGCCGUCCACGUGCAAUCCGUCCUCGUUCAAAAGACACGCGAACGAUCUGGUGCAACUGUCUCAGUCCAAGCAGCCAAGAGUUGAAAGCACAUUUGAAGAAGAGAAGCAGCAGCAGGAUGGCUGUGAUUUUAACGCCGCAGCGGAGUUCCAAAAUACGGAAAAGGACUUUGCAGAGGACCAAGACGAGGGUCUGCUGGAGAGUUUGGAUCGGACGACAGCAUGCCAGUCGCUGAGCCGUGCCGCGGAUGUAAGCAACUCCGCCCCCGCUGGGUGGCUGAUGGGCCCCCUGUUCCAGUCCUUGAAGUCCAAGAUGGCCAGCUUCACGGAAAUAGUGAUGAGCCCCGUGAAGCUCUUUCAGGAUAAAAAACAUUUGACUCCUGAAAUUCAACCGGACAACACCGGCGAGUCUUCGGAAGCUCACCGCGAGCCAUCGGAAACUGGCACACGGGAAGCAAAGGAGAGCUCGUUCACGUUGGUGCUGCAACCUGGAAGUGACUCUUGCCAUUCUCGGAGACUGUUUAGCACGUCGCCUGACGAAAUACGAGUGCCUUUUCCAGCAAACCAGGAGAGCAAACCGCUCGUACAGGAACCCACCGUAAAGACAGCCGACACAAUUGAGAAGGCCAAAGUGUCAACGCUGCCGAAAACCCGCCCAAGAAACCUCAAUGCGGAAAAAAGUCCGCCUUUGUAUUCCUGCCACGUCCAGCUGGAGCAUCUUCACUACGUCGCUCACGAUGUCAGCCGUCAUGAAACGAACCACGUGGACGGCACUCGCCAUGAAACGAACUCGGGUUUCGUGCGCUCCAAAAGGACUCUCGGCACUAAAGCCCGAACGGAGAGGAAAAGACUGAAGUCGGAAAUUAAAAACGGACCCGAAGCCCCGCCACUCAAACAGAAAGUACCGUCCGAACUUUCAGGCGGCCACGAAGCGCUCAAACGUGCCGCCAAGUGCCGCAACGUCAAGCGGAAAUUGCUCGGAGACGAGCACGAUGACGCCAGCAGGAAGACGGUGAAGUGCAAGUCGGUGGAGCCGACGCCCGCCGAGCCGGCGGCUCCAAGCGAAGGUGCCCCCAACUCGGGACGGGGCAGGCCCAUUAAGAGACCCGCAAAGGCUCCCCGAGGUGAGCUACAAGCACAAACCGAAAAGCCUCCAGCUCAAAUGUCCACAGAACCGUUUUACUUUGAAAUGACUCAUUUCGAAGGGAAGCCAUUAGAAUGUAGCAACCCAAAUCGAGGCGGCGAUCAGGAUGCCACUGCCUCCAGGUUACGCAACGUAAAAGUUAACGGGAAGAAGCCCCGAGGGGAUCCAAGGUCCAGGAAGUCUCGCUUCAGUCGAACCCAAGCGCACAACGCGACGCCCUCGGCCGUGGCCAAGGACCUCCCGACGCCUCCCAACCAAAGCGGGUCGGCCGGCCACCUGUUGCGCAGAUACUCGUGCCCGGAUAUCCCCUCGCUCUUUGCCUCGCUUCCUCCCCAGCCGCCGCUGACUUUGGUCCCGGCGCACGAGCCGGCGGGCUCGCGACGCGCCCGCCGCCACACGGUGAGCUGCGGGGAGGUGGAGCGAGAGAUGGCUCCGCUGUGCUUGCGCAAGGAGGUGUACCCGUCCAGGCGCUCCUUCCCCUGCGACGGGCAGAAUCUGCCGCCCGCCCUCCUGCCCAGCUCUUCGCUGUCGGCGCUGGCAUCCCGCUUCCUGUCCAGCCCCCUGGCCUUCCUGUCGGGGGGAGGCCAAGGCAACGCGGUGACCGCCGGCAUCACGGCAUCAAGCCAGGCUGCCUCUGCGUCGGCUUCUUCGCCCAACACGGACUCCUUACUUGGCGCCUUCGAGGCCUGCGCCAGCGUCAAUGCGUCGGCCGGCGGAAGUGACAACGGGACGCCCGGCAAGGCGGAGGAGGACGAGGACAAGUUGGAUGACGCCACGGUGGCACAGAGAGAAGAAAAAUCUCUGUCCGACUCUGAGCUCAAGGAAGCAGCGAAACGGGAGAAUCCCGGCAAGGUGUCGUCCAUCCGCAUCCGCAGGGCGUUGCCCAAACCUCAGAACAACCUCACGCCCAUGGGCCUCCCCAAAGCUAUCAGGUUGAAGAAAAAGCAGUUCAGCUUGGAGGAAAUUUACACCAAUAAAAACUUUAGCAAACCUGAAAGGUGAGCCUCACGCUCCGCAUUUUGGAACAGAUUUUAGCGAGCAUCAUGGAAGUUCACGUUUGAUUUGCUUCUGCGGGCCACAUAAAAUGAGGUGGCGGGCCAGAUCUGGCCCCCGGGCCUUA
Hippocampus zosterae (dwarf seahorse) is the source of this 2649-nucleotide messenger RNA. It is a transcript of the gene prr14, whose product is annotated as proline rich 14. The transcript is spliced from 9 exons. The coding region runs from base 141 to 2531 and encodes 796 amino acids. Lineage: Eukaryota; Metazoa; Chordata; Actinopteri; Syngnathiformes; Syngnathidae. The record is from RefSeq and is a predicted model, not a curated record.